Messenger RNA from Orcinus orca (killer whale), 2081 nucleotides. RefSeq names its product epoxide hydrolase 1 (gene EPHX1). NCBI's taxonomy places the organism in Eukaryota, Metazoa, Chordata, Mammalia, Artiodactyla, Delphinidae. Gene Ontology annotation, biological process: epoxide metabolic process; arachidonate metabolic process. The coding region runs from base 340 to 1782 and encodes 480 amino acids. The record is from RefSeq and is a predicted model, not a curated record. The transcript has 9 exons. Gene Ontology annotation, molecular function: epoxide hydrolase activity.
CCAGGGGAAAAGGCCAUUCAACAAAUAUUUACCGAGCAUCCAAUAAGUGCCAGGCACUGGGGACACAGGGGAGCCAAAGCAGCCCUAGUCUCUACCCUCAAAGAGCUUCCUUCCAGUGGGGGAGACCCCUACCAGUCACAUAACGUCAUGGACAAACGUGACAGUAACGAGGGGUAGGAAGGAGAGGUGCGUGGUGCUGAAAUAGGCUUGGAGGAGGGACACGAUCUGAAAUCGGAAGGAUGAACGCAAGUUAAGGAGCUGAGAAGGGACGGGAAGAGCGUUGCAGACAGAGGGAACCAGCAUUUCCGCGAAGCCCUGCAGCCGGAGGGAGCAGGAGUCAUGUGGCUGGAAAUACUCCUCGCCUCAGUGCUGGGCUUUGUCAUCUACUGGUUCGUCUCCAAGGACAAGGAGGAAACUUUGCCACUUGAAGAUGGAUGGUGGGGGCCCGGGGUGAGGCCCACAGCCGGGGAGGACGAGAGCAUCCGCCCAUUCAAGGUGGAAACGUCAGAUGAGGAGAUCAAUGGUUUGGAACUGUCUUCUGGAAACAAACUUUCUCUUGUGCUCUGCCUCAUUCACCUUCUCUACUUGCGGUCCUGCAUUUUGCUCCAGGAUUUACACCAGAGGAUUGACAAGGUCCGUUUAAGCCCACCUUUGGAGGACAGCCGCUUCCACUACGGUUUCAACUCCAACUAUCUGAAGAAAGUCAUCUCCUACUGGCGGAAUGAAUUUGACUGGAGGAAGCAGGUGGAGACUCUUAACAGAUAUCCUCACUUCAAGACUAAGAUUGAAGGCCUGGACAUCCACUUCAUCCACGUGAAGCCCCCCCAGCUGCCCUCCGGCCAGACCCCAAAGCCCUUGCUGAUGGUGCAUGGCUGGCCUGGCUCCUUCUACGAGUUUUAUAAGAUCAUUCCGUUGCUGACUGACCCCAAGAACCAUGGCCUGAGCGAUGAGCAUGUUUUUGAAGUCAUCUGUCCAUCCAUUCCUGGCUACGGCUUCUCAGAGGCAUCUUCCAAGAAGGGCUUCGACUCAGUGGCCACUGCCAGGAUCUUUUAUAAGCUGAUGCUGCGGCUGGGCUUCCAGCAAUUCUAUAUUCAAGGCGGAGACUGGGGAGCCCUGAUCUGCACCAACAUGGCCCAGCUGGUGCCCAGCCACGUGAAAGGCCUGCACUUGAACAUGGCAUUCAUUUUAAGAAAUUUCUACACCCUGACCCUUCUCCUGGGAUGGCGUUUUGGGAGGCUUUUUGGCUACACCAAGAGGGAUAUGGAGCUGAUGUACUCCUUAAAGAAGAUCUUCUUCAACUUAUUGAGGGAGAGCGGCUACCUGCACAUCCAGAGUACCAAGCCGGACACCGUAGGCUGUGCUCUGAAUGACUCUCCCGUGGGACUGGCUGCCUAUAUUCUAGAGAAGUUUUCUACCUGGACCAAUCCAGAGUUCCGAGACCUGGAGGAUGGAGGCCUGGAGAGGAAGUUCUCCCUGGACGAUCUGCUGACGGGCGUGAUGCUCUACUGGACGACAGGCACCAUCACCUCCUCCCAGCGCUUCUACAAAGAGAACAUGAGGCUGGACAAUAGGCACGAGGGGAUAAAGGUCCACGUGCCCAUGGGCUUUGCUGCCUUCCCUUGUGAGGUAAUACACGUCCCAGAAAAGUGGGUGAAGUCCAAAUACCCGAAACUCAUCUCUUAUUCCUACAUGCCCCGUGGGGGCCACUUUGCUGCCUUUGAGGAGCCAGAGCUGCUCGCCCAGGACAUCCACAAGUUCGUGGGGCUGCUGGAGCGGCAGUGACCCCGGCGGGGACCGGCUGUCACCUCGCAGGCAGCCCCUGCCCUGGCAUGGCAGGCUUCCUCCCGACACCCACUGUUUUCCCCGGAAGCCCCCGGUCUCCCAGCCCAGCUCCCAGUAGAAGUGAGGCUGGGAGGGAGGCCCCCUCCCAGUCCUCUGUUGGCGGAGUUGCCCCUUUCCCCAGGAAUGUGCUUGCUUCCAUCCCCUGCCCGUGCUGGGACCCCGUGCUCACCCCUCCACACACACUCCCCACACACUUUGUUAAGCAACAUGGCUUUGAUGAUAAAUGAUUUUCCUUCUAA